AUGGACUGGAAAACCGCCCUGACCGCCGACCUGCAGACCCUCCACGAAAUCUCCCAUCGCGCCAGGGCAAGCCACGUCGAUCCCUCCAACAGCGGCGGCGGACAGCAGACCCCGUUGUUCAUCGACACGCCUCCUCCCCAGAAAACCAAAGAGCGCAGCACCGCCACUCCCCUCCCAAUCCCCACAACAUCUGCACCUGCAGAGGCGGUCUUGGCUUCCUUCCGCUCUCUCCCACCAGCAACACAUUAUGAACAUCCCGCCCAUCAAGUCCUCCGUUCCACCGCGCACAAGCUGCAGGCUCUCCUCGAGCUGUACCUGCAAGCCUACGAGGGCGAGGAUCUGGACAAGGCGGAAGAAUUGCGGCGGAGAUUGCAUUGGGCGGUUGGGGAGGGGGGGAAGUAA
Lecanosticta acicola is the source of this 402-nucleotide messenger RNA. The record is from the annotation of a GenBank genome assembly. Lineage: Eukaryota; Fungi; Ascomycota; Dothideomycetes; Mycosphaerellales; Mycosphaerellaceae.